AUAACUGUGUUGUGGUAUCUGUGGGUGGACGGUGUUGGCUGGCUGCAUCGAUGAUUGACAGGUGCAUCGUCCAAUCCAGUAAUGGAUACUAGUGCCCGCCCCCACAAACAUGGCGAGGCUCAGUCUGUAGGCUGUGCUGGGAUAGUAAAGUUCCUGGGAAAUGUGGGUACCAGCUGACCUGCAUGUCGUAGUGUCUGAGCAGCAGGGCUGAGAAAAGCGCCCGUGUAUGAAUCAGCCGCUCAGUAAGAGCCUGCCUGCCUGCAGCAGCUCCAUCAUGGUCCGUGAGUGUUUUGUCAAAGCGUGCUUUAAUAAACAAAAGACGUGGUCGGCUACGAUGUUCCACCGCCUUCCACUGAGGGACGAGGAGCGGCUGAAGCUGUGGCUCAUCGCCCUCGGGGUGGACACCAGCACCCCGGUGGAGAAGCUCAAAGGCAAAGUGGUCUGCGAGGAGCAUUUCCAGCCCUGUGAUUACUACGAGAAGAUGGAGCUGGCGACCCGGACUAUGAGGCGUUUUCUGAGGGACUCGGCGGUACCUUCAGUCGGGGUUGUCCAGCCUCCUGGGGUCCAGGACUGUAGCCCCAAGGAUGAGCCAAGUCCAGCCCUUAGACUCGCCGAUCAACAGCAUUCAACAUCAACAACAUCAUCCUGUACCGUCUUGGCUCCGAGGACGAGGAGUGAAGGGAGACGUCAGAAGGUGUUUUCCGAAAAAGAAAAUACACCUACUCCACUUUCAACAUGUUCCGAGGUGGAAGAGAAAUCGUGGCGUAAAGCUGUCAAGAGCCUUCAAACGUGUCAUGGAACGAACAUUUUCAAGUGUAAUGAGGUGCUGGUGAGCACGCAGUGUUUGCUGGAGCUCUUCCAGUACUGUUGGCUCUGUCAGAUCGAGAGCUGCAUUACCAUUGAGGGCCAUGAGAGGCAGUUUUCAAUUACCCAGGACUGCCAGAGCUGUGGCCACCACAGACAGUGGAGGAGUCACCCCACUCCUCCUGAUGAGCCUGUGGAGGCCUUAAAUACGCAGCACAAACACCCUGAGGGUGCAGCAUCAUGCCCAGAGGUGGACCGCACACUACAGCCUGGGGAUGGGGAUAGCAAGGAGGUUGUGGUUGAGAUUGUGUCUUCGGAUAACGAGGGCACUGAACAGAACAGUGAGCAGAUGUUAAUCGAAAAAGACGGGUCGUAUUUAUCGAGCACUGAAGAUGAAUCAAGCGAGCAGGAAGAAGUGGAGAAAAAGAGAAAGAGGAAGUCUAAGAAGCAGGACAGUUCGGAUGAGUGGGAACCACAUUUGGACGAGGUGGCUGCAGACUCUGAUGUAUCUGUGGGUGAAGACGGCAGUUUAAUAGAGGAUGGUCAAAGUAAGGUUGUGAUGUGGUGCACAGUCUGCAGGACUGACGCUACGCUCUCUUGUUCCCUCCAUCGGCACAAAAAAGUGUUCGCCUGUGCCCAGUGCGGCGCUGGUGACGGCGUUGAGACCCAUAAUUUUGAAAAACUACUUGUUCACUUUGAUGACUUUCCCAGCUUUCAGAAACAUGCUGAAAAGGAACAUGGAGCCAAGCCCUUCCGUAAGCUCUGCCAGGAAUGCGGCAAACUUAUUUUAGCAGAGCCCAAAUCCAGCGGUUGUAAAGAUCAUGUGUGUGAACACAAGACCAAACCUAUCGUCUGUCCAGAGUGUGGGAAAAGAUUCCUUACCGAGGUUGGCCUAAAAAGACAUUUCAGUAAGCUCCAUAAGGACGCCGACCACCCGUGCAAAUACUGUUUGAAGCUCUUCACGAACAGGCCAUCAAAGCUGGAGCAUGAGCAGACCCAUCCGAAGGAAAAACAGCCCUACAGCUGUCCAGACUGUCCAGAGAGGUUUGACAACAUUUACAAACGCAACACCCACCUUAAGUUCCAUAGAGGUCCGUAUAAGUAUGCCUGCGACACUUGUGGGAAGCGCUUCAGGGACAUUAUCAAGCUGAAGAGGCAUAAGCUCAUUCACUCUGGAGAAAAGCCCUUCAGAUGCCAGGUGUGCGAUCGUUCCUUCAACCAAAUUGGAAAUCUCAGCUCUCACAUGCGUCUCCACACUGGGGAGAAGCCCUUCAUGUGUGAGCAGUGUGGAGAGUGUUUCAAUCACAACGUCAGCCUGAAGAACCACCUGAUGCGGUAUCAUUAUUCAGGAGAUAGACAGUGCCAAAGUGAUGCAGAGAAUAGGACACUGAAUAGAGGUGGAUGUUAAACUUUGGAUAAAGGACGAAAUCUUUAUCAGGAUGCACUCAGCAGAACAAGGGACAAUUCAACUACUGUGUUUUUGUUCCAUUUUAUCUUUAAGUUGUCAGUAAUUUUAAUCUUGGCUCUGGACUGAAUGAGAAAUGAGGGAGCCAUACUCUUUAAAGAGACUGAAUGUGCCAUACCACCAAACAAAACUCUCAAGAGACUGAAUGAUAUAGAUAAAUCUGGAUUUCUUUGCCCCCCAGAAUUAUUGGCACAUUUGGUAAAAGUAAGGAAAACUUUUUUACCUCACUAUUAAAGGUUUACUUCACUGAAA
Pygocentrus nattereri (red-bellied piranha) is the source of this 2521-nucleotide messenger RNA. Its product is annotated as zinc finger protein with KRAB and SCAN domains 8-like. Gene Ontology annotation, cellular component: nucleus. NCBI's taxonomy places the organism in Eukaryota, Metazoa, Chordata, Actinopteri, Characiformes, Serrasalmidae. The record is from RefSeq and is a predicted model, not a curated record. Gene Ontology annotation, biological process: regulation of transcription by RNA polymerase II. The coding region runs from base 227 to 2212 and encodes 661 amino acids. The transcript has 6 exons. Gene Ontology annotation, molecular function: RNA polymerase II transcription regulatory region sequence-specific DNA binding; DNA-binding transcription factor activity, RNA polymerase II-specific.